AUGGAUAAUAGUAGGUAUCUGGAUCGGACUGCCGACAAGAAAGCUGUCGGGAACAUACGCUUCCCAUUUCAGUCUCACUUUGUCGACUGCAGUGGCAGUAGCGAAGACAAUACUCGACGUACAGCCUCCCUACUCGCCUUCGGGAGAGAUCUAGACUCGUCGGAGUCUAUACCAAGCGAGCACAGUUCCAUAUACGAUGCUGCUAGGGCAAGUUCUGGAUCCGACGCGGGUGAUCAGACGUACUAUGAUAGUCUCUCAAGGCAGCCCACUGCAGACGAGCAGCAUAGCCUCAACCUUGCCAUUUCCGAUCAACCUAUUUAUACUAUGACAUCUUCCCACAGCAAGUGGCCGGUCAACACCUUGGCAACCAUUAUCGAACGGAGGAGCACGUCGACCUUGCGCCAUUCACGCUCAAUGUCCUGCCUGUACGAAAGCUUCUCUGGCGAACGUCUGCAGUUGUCGAGGACCUCUCGAUCAGAUCUCAACACGUCUAUCCCAAACCCUCAAAGGCGUAAGGCUCUCUCUUUCAAUGAUGCUGACAGCCGUUCUGGGUUAUCCGAACUUCUGGGAAGUGACCUAUCGCUUGGCAGUCCAGUACAGCCUAUGUAUCCUCCUCCAAUCCGGUCGCCCACUCCUCCUGGUCUUCCAUCCUUCGGGACACAAGAAGCCCUCUUCUGCGCAUCUCGCUUUGCGAUAGAAUCCCCUACUCCUGGGCCAUCGACAUCUGGAGACGGUCGGGGGAACAGUUAUGACAGUAGUCUCUCGGGCUCUUAUAGCGAGGCAUUACGAAGACUGUUCGGCUUUACUGCUCUAGAAUCUCGUCCUGCUCGACUCCCUCUACACGCUAUCGCAAGAGCUGAGGAUGGUACAGCAGUACGUGGACGAUUUCCGAUUCGGCAGAGUGGACAUGGCAUGGAUCUAUCACGCCCUCUAGAUAGCCAUCCUUUCCACCGCAUGACUCUUCCUGUAGCCCAGCCUCAAGUUGAGCGUCUUCACUCCACCGAAAAGCGGCGUAAGCCAGGGAGAAAAAGAAACAAUAGUGAAGUCCGGACCUCUUCUCAAGGAUCGGAAGUCGUGCUGAAUUCCAAUCAGCCUUCUUCUCUUCAGCGGGCGUUAACGGCCACCAUGCGCAGGACAGACUCUACAACUCCUAUCGGUAAUUUGCCUUCUCUCCCAUCUGCCCUGACUUCCGACGCCCAGUCGAACGGGCCACAGAAAAAUUCUCGCGUGCAUGUUACAGGCCCUGUCCAGGAUGCCUCGGGAUCCCAGAAUGCCUCCACAGAGGGUAACCGCCCCGUUUCCUAUCAACCCGUGUCAACACUAUCCUCUUCAGGUGCCUCGCCGGAAGAUGGCUCUCUUGAUGUUGACGAUGCCGAGGAACAUACCAUGGCUGCAUGGUCAGAGCUCCUGAGAAUGUAUAUCUUGGCCUGUUGCUGCUGCUUGGCAGAGGAAGAUGAUUAUGAUGGAGUUCAAUUGGAAAACCAACCGAGUCCUUUGGUAGCUACGAGAAACGAGACUGGAACUGUCUCCGAAGAUGUAGCUUCUUCGACACCUGACUGUGCCCCAUUGAGACGUUCAACUACCGGUAAAAGCUCAGACGCGCGACGAAUCAAACGGUCUUCAAGACCAUGGAGACCCGCCUACGGAUUCUCUCCUCAGACGACUGAUGCGACCAUGUCAGCAGUAGGAUAG
Paecilomyces variotii is the source of this 1692-nucleotide messenger RNA. RefSeq lists its product as hypothetical. The record is from RefSeq and is a predicted model, not a curated record. Bases 1 to 1692 code for a protein of 563 amino acids. The transcript has a single exon. NCBI's taxonomy places the organism in Eukaryota, Fungi, Ascomycota, Eurotiomycetes, Eurotiales, Thermoascaceae.